AUGCUUCACUCGGCCGUAUCAUGCUGGCAGCCGCUCCUGGGUCUGGCUGUGGUGAUCAUCUUCAUGGGGUCCACCAUCGGCUGCCCGGCUCGCUGCGAGUGCUCCGCCCAGAACAAAUCUGUCAGCUGCCACCGCAGGCGCCUGAUUGCCAUCCCAGAGGGCAUCCCCAUCGAGACCAAAAUCUUGGACCUCAGCAAGAACAGACUGAAAAGCGUCAACCCCGAAGAAUUCAUAUCGUAUCCUCUGUUGGAGGAGAUCGACCUGAGUGACAACAUCAUCGCCAAUGUGGAGCCGGGAGCAUUUAACAGUCUCUUCAACCUGCGUUCCCUCCGCCUGAAAGGCAAUCGCCUCAAGUUGGUCCCCUUGGGGGUGUUCACCGGGCUGUCCAACCUCACCAAGCUGGACAUCAGUGAGAAUAAGAUUGUCAUCUUACUGGACUACAUGUUCCAGGAUCUGCACAACCUGAAGUCUCUGGAAGUGGGGGACAAUGACUUGGUUUAUAUAUCGCACCGGGCCUUCAGCGGGCUGCUGAGCUUGGAGCAGCUCACCCUGGAGAAGUGCAACCUCACCGCGGUACCCACGGAGGCCCUCUCCCACCUCCACAGCCUCGUGAGCCUGCAUCUGAAGCAUCUCAGUAUCAACCAUAUGCCUGUGUAUGCCUUUAAAAGAUUGUUCCACCUGAAACACCUGGAGAUUGACUAUUGGCCUUUACUGGACAUGAUGCCUGCCAAUAGCCUCUACGGCCUCAACCUCACCUCUCUGUCGAUCACCAAUACCAACCUGUCCACGGUACCCUUCCUGGCCUUGAAGCACCUGGUCUACCUGACCCACCUGAACCUCUCCUACAACCCCAUCAGCACUAUCGAAGCAGGGAUGUUCUCUGACCUGACCCGCCUUCAGGAGCUUCACAUCGUGGGGGCCCAGCUCCGGGCCAUUGAGCCACACUCCUUCCAAGGGCUCCGCUUCCUUCGCGUGCUCAACGUGUCUCAGAACCUACUGGAAACUUUGGAAGAGAACGUCUUCUCCUCCCCUAGGGCUUUGGAGGUCCUGAGCAUUAACAACAACCCCCUGGCCUGCGACUGCCGUCUCCUCUGGAUCCUGCAGCGGCACCCCACCCUGCAGUUCGGCGGCCAGCAGCCCAUGUGUGCUGGCCCCGACACCAUUCGUGAGCGGUCCUUCCAGGAUUUCCACAGCACUGCCCUUUCCUUUUACUUCACCUGCAAAAAACCCAAAAUCCGUGAGAAGAAGUUGCAGCACCUGCUCGUGGACGAAGGGCAGACGGUCCAGUUGGAAUGCAGUGCGGACGGGGACCCCCAGCCUGUGAUGUCCUGGGUGACGCCCCGAAGGCGUCUGAUCACCACCAAGUCCAACGGAAGAGCUACCGUGUUGGGUGACGGCACCUUGGAAAUCCGCUUUGCCCAGGACCAAGACAGUGGGGUGUAUGUGUGCAUUGCCAGCAACGCUGCUGGGAACGACACCUACACAGCCUCGCUGACUGUGAAAGGAUUCACUUCAGACCGCUUCCUUUAUGCCAACAGGACCCCUAUGUACAUGACCGAUUCCAAUGACACCCUGUCCAAUGGCACCAAUGCCAACACCUUUUCCCUGGACCUUAAAACAAUACUGGUGUCUACAGCCAUGGGCUGUUUCACAUUCCUGGGAGUGGUUUUAUUUUGUUUUCUCCUCCUUUUUGUAUGGAGCCGAGGGAAAGGCAAGCACAAAAACAGCAUUGACCUUGAGUACGUGCCCCGAAAAAACAAUGGUGCUGUCGUGGAAGGGGAGGUGGCUGGACCCAGGAGGUUCAACAUGAAAAUGAUCUGAGGGUCUACCACGCACACUUGGCUCUGUGUCAUUGUCCCGUAGGACAACCUGGCACAGCCGAUUACUAGGUCAAAAGGCAGCUUAGUGCAGCUGCCCCUGUGUCA
Messenger RNA from Eptesicus fuscus (big brown bat), 1925 nucleotides. RefSeq names its product leucine rich repeat and Ig domain containing 2 (gene LINGO2). Lineage: Eukaryota; Metazoa; Chordata; Mammalia; Chiroptera; Vespertilionidae. The coding region runs from base 1 to 1821 and encodes 606 amino acids. Gene Ontology annotation, molecular function: protein binding. The record is from RefSeq and is a predicted model, not a curated record. The transcript has a single exon.